AUGAGUAAUAACUAUGUUGACGGCAGUUACACAAUGGGAGCUUCAUCGUUUGAUCUUUUACAAGGUACGGAUUGUCCAGGAACGGCAACUUUAUUUGAUUUGGUCCACAUGGUGUACAGCGAUAGUCCAAAUGUCAUCAAAAAUGCUGUCUGUSUAUUUGAAUKGAACACUGGAUCACCACUAAGACGACAUUACGAUAACGACUWUCAAGGAGGAUAUACUUUCUAUGGUGGAAUGRYMAACCAGGCUCUUGUCUUGCGAACUAUUGCUGCAGUCAGCAAUUAUGACUACAUACACGACUUCAUCUUCUACCAGAACGGCGCGGUAGAAGURAAAGUAUCAGCAUCUGGUUACCCMUUUGGUACUUACUACGAUGAGAAUGUAAAAUCAUACGGUUAUCCCAUCCACAAUAACUUAACAAGCACUACACACGAUCACUUACUCAACUACAAAGUUGACUUAGAUGUUGGUGGAAGACAAAAUUCCUACGAGACUAUCGAAGUCACAACAGAAAACGUAACUGACAAAUGGCUACCGGAGAAAMACAGAUACUUUGUCAGGAAAGUCUUGAAACGUACCACCAAAAAGACCGAGCAAGAGGCAGCAUACAAAUUCAACUUUGACCGUCCAAAGUAUUUGAACUUCUACAAUGAAAAAAAGAAAAACAAAAUGGGUGUGUCAAAAGGAUACAGAAUCCAGCUGAAUGGUAUCAUGAAGCAGUUGUAUCCAGAAGACUGGAUAAUGGUACCGAUGAUAAGUUGGUCUCUGUAUCAGUUGGCUGUUACAAGGUACAAAGACAGCGAAAGACAAAGCUCUUCGCAGUACAACCAAAACUCUCCGAGCGAUCCUCACGUCGAUUUCAGAACAUUUCUAGYAGACAACGAAUCUAUUGUCAAUGAAGAUCUUGUUGCUUGGGUAACCACUGGAAUGAUGCACAUCCCUCAUUCUGAGGAUAUUCCCAACACAGCCACGGUUGGAAGUACAGCAGGGUUUUAUCUUCGUCCUUUUAACUACUUUGAUGAGGAUCCAUCGAUGGGUUCGAGUAAUGCCAUCUUGAUAACACCCACUGACAAGAACUACAGUCCUUCAUUCCAACGUUUUGGUACCCCGACUGGUCCUGUCUGUGUUCCUAAGGAAUAUCCUGUUACUUUUGAUGGUCGAAACAACAAAUAACGAUGAACGGUUUGAAUCUUUACCCAAAAGUGCAUGAAACCUAUUACUUUUAAAUUGUUGUUUCUACGUCAUCAUGAGCUCUGUACGCCAUUACUAUGGUCCAGGGAGACAUGGGGCUGAAGGAAAGAAGCGCGCUAGGGUGUACUAUAAUCCAUGCGUUUUUUCUACGAGAACGCCUCACUUUUUUUCUAGUAAUUCAAACAUAUGUCAAAAAAUAAAAUAAAAGUGAGUUAAG
Messenger RNA from Exaiptasia diaphana, 1408 nucleotides. RefSeq names its product amiloride-sensitive amine oxidase [copper-containing]. The record is from RefSeq and is a predicted model, not a curated record. Lineage: Eukaryota; Metazoa; Cnidaria; Anthozoa; Actiniaria; Aiptasiidae. Gene Ontology annotation, cellular component: plasma membrane. Bases 1 to 1173 code for a protein of 390 amino acids. The transcript has 4 exons. Gene Ontology annotation, molecular function: primary methylamine oxidase activity; quinone binding; copper ion binding. Gene Ontology annotation, biological process: amine metabolic process.